GGUGGGUGGCAUUGGCGAGCGCAUAAGUCCGGCUGGAUCGGAUCGGGGUGGCGGUGAUUUCGUGAAGAAUUGCAGAAGCUUCGCGAGCACUGAUGCACGCCAGAAUAAAACAGUGCGGGCGCGCGGCAGGUAGCAGACGGCGAUGCGCAGUCGCACAACAACAAAGCCAAGAACAAGACCAUCAAGCAAACGCACAAUAUCAACAAGAUGAUGCUCACUCCGUUUCGUUCGCACCGCGCCCGGCCGCGGAGCAACUGGCUGAUCGACGGGUGGGAGCCGUUCGGCGAGCUCGGCAUUGGAUCGUGGGACUCGGAGUCAUCGCGGCUCUCGUUUGAUGUGACCGAGAAGGACGACAAGUACGAGAUUGUGGCGCACGUUCCAGUUCCGCGUGACAAAGUCAAGCUCUCUGUUAAGGACGGUGUGGUGACGAUCUCGGGCUCGGACUCGUCGUCGUCAACGCGUGAGGUUGACGGAUACACGUGCACCUCGUCCUCGUCCUCGUCGUUUUCGCGCUCGUUCCCGCUGCCAGCCGGCAUCUCGCCCGAGGCGGUGACGGCAACCCGGGCUGCUGACAACUCGGUCAAGAUCGUGAUCCCCAAGCCGGAGCCGGGCCAGCACGACGAGCUCGAGGACGUGACGCCGAUGCCAAUCGAGAUCGAACAGUAAAUGCUCACCAGCGUUGCAAGAGCAAAGA
Messenger RNA from Thecamonas trahens ATCC 50062, 694 nucleotides. RefSeq lists its product as uncharacterized. The coding region runs from base 208 to 666 and encodes 152 amino acids. The transcript has a single exon. Lineage: Eukaryota; Apusomonadida; Apusomonadidae. The record is from RefSeq and is a predicted model, not a curated record.